Cylas formicarius (sweet potato weevil) is the source of this 6263-nucleotide messenger RNA. RefSeq names its product telomerase-binding protein EST1A (gene Smg6). The record is from RefSeq and is a predicted model, not a curated record. NCBI's taxonomy places the organism in Eukaryota, Metazoa, Arthropoda, Insecta, Coleoptera, Brentidae. The transcript has 25 exons. Gene Ontology annotation, cellular component: telomerase holoenzyme complex. Gene Ontology annotation, molecular function: telomeric repeat DNA binding; telomerase RNA binding; protein binding. Gene Ontology annotation, biological process: nuclear-transcribed mRNA catabolic process, nonsense-mediated decay. Bases 110 to 5197 code for a protein of 1695 amino acids.
CAAUUAUUCAAUGUAAUUUAAUUUAAUUCAUUUGUACUCUGGUCCAUGUCAAUGUUUAAUGAAAGUUAAAUCAUCGAAGUUGAAAGUCAAAAGUCAAAAAUGAAAUGUCAUGGAAGAUCGCAAAAGACAAAUAGAUGUUGAUUUUACACAAGAAGCGAGGAAGAAUAUGCCACGUGGUAAACCCCAACAAGAGCUUUACAAGCCUGGCAGUGGAAAAUUGAGAAGGUCGACACAAGGUGCUGAUGAUUCAAUGCCAAAUUUAUCCUCUAAUCGUGCGAUAAAAAACAACGUAGCAUCUCAAGAGACGUUCGCGACAAAAGCUGGAAAUAGCACUGCCGACUAUUCAGCCCAGAAAGACUUACCCAAACGCUUAAAAAAACCUGAAAGGGAGCUCUACAUCCCUAGAGUAGUUGCUCAAUCUAGAGAGCUAUACAGUCCACAGGGCUUUACUCAAGACACUGCUAUGCAUAAUGGUAGUGAGCGAAGUUUUGAAAGCAUGAAUAGUUCAAAACGAUAUUCUCAUAGGAGUCAAAACCUGUACAUGAACACUGAUGAAUGGAGAGAUAAAUCCCCUAUGGGUAAUAGAUCUGCUAGGUUAGGAUCUGAACCUAGAGCUACUAACAAUGGACACAAUUGGCAAUAUCGCGACAGGCAUAGGGACCGAGACACACGGAGUGUGGAACCAUCCGCAAUGGCUAAUCGCAAUCAUAACAGUGAAAAAAUUCAAUCGAAACCUCCGAGUGGUAGACGACAUAGCACAAUUGGUGGUUAUGAGCAAGAAAAGAAACUGAAAAUGAUAGAGAAUUUGCCACCCAGGUUAAGAAAAAAGUAUAUGGAGGAAAAUGGAUUGACAGAGGAAGACUUAGAAACUUCAAGUUCUACAUUCCGUUCAUCUGUUAAUUCGACCAAUGCUGGUAGAGGUUACCAUUCAUUGGACUACUACAACACAUUGCCAAAUUCCAGCCAGCAUGGAUUUCAGCCUGGUUUACAUUCUGGAUAUCAGACGUUGCCCAGCAGGGGCAGAGGAAGGGGGCGGUUCUCUCACCAUGAACAAGAUUGGCAGCCUGGGCGAUUUGGUAGAUCAAUGACACCUGAUAGAGCAAGCUUUCCCAGAAGUCCAGCAAAUUCGCGUCCAUCCACCCCUACAAGAAGAUACGAGAGUCGACCUCAAACUCCACUUUCUCAUGGCACUUACGAUGUGAACGACAGAAAUGACAGUAAUAGACGAAAUGAACGCCACGCGCCUUUCCCCAACGAUAGAAAUCGUAAUGACGAUUGCAAUUCUAAUGCAUCAAGGGAUAAAAAAUCUGACUACAGUGUAACUAAUAGAAAUAGACGAGAUAAUGACAAACCUAAAAAAGGCGAGGAAAAACAAAACAGGGACGAUGAUAGGUCGAGGAGAAAUGGGGAUAAUGACCACAAAAACAGAAGGGUUGAACAAAAUCAACAUAGAAAAAGUGAAGGUGAGAGAAAUGACCAAGAUAGGAGGGAUGCCUACAAGGGAAAUGAUAACAGACAUAGGAGAAGAGGCGGUAGAGAAAGACAGAGUUCCACAAGAGAAUUUGUGGGUAGAAGUUCAAACGUUAGUCAGGCGAUUGCUAUUGAGAAAGUCACAGAAAAUGAUCAUGACAAAAUAGAUGUUAAACUUUCUGAGAUUGGUGGCGUCACUCCUUCUCAGAAGGAAGAUUUUAAGUCUAACUCCGAAACCCGACUAUCACCCAUCUCUCCAGAAGAGGUUGUCGUUAGUGUGGAAGAAAAAUUGGUUGCCAAAGACGAGCACAAGAUUUUGGAUUGGAAUGAAGAGAUAGAAUUGGAGGAAGAAACGUUAAGCGACGCCAUGACUAGAAGCUCGUCGAUGGCCAGUUUGCAGGACGUCAGUACUAGGUCAAUGCCGACAUCUGCCAAUACUACACCCAGUGUCAGAAAAUCAAAAAAGAGGAGUGGAAAAAGUGGCAGACAAAGGAAUAGAAGGGAUUCGACGGCUAGUGUGGAGAGCCGAGACUUGUUCAAAGUGCCGCAGGAAUAUUCAAGGGAUCGCCGCGGCAGCAGGAGACACUCGCGGGACGGGCGGGCGCCGAGCUUCGAACCGUUCCACAGCAAGUCUAGGAAUCCAAGCAGGGAUGUUAGUUUCGAUAGAAGUCAUCAGUCGACGGGACCAGAAAAUUGGAGGGAGGAGAUAAUCAGGAGCAGACAGAAUUCAGAACACGAAGUUGUUCACAAAAAAAAUUUAGACCGAAGCAGAACCAAUUCGGAAAUGGACGACAUAUCGGGGGAGAUAAAAAAAGCCGGCAUAUUGGUUUUACCACCGAAAUCACUAGAGCUCAAUCCAUCUCUUAUGCAGGAUUGGCCUAAAUAUCCAGACAUAAGGAAAAGUCCACAACAGAAAACUCUAUUUGAUCCCAAUAACCCUAAGAAACCGAUUUUGGUUAAAUCACCCGGAAGUAGAGCCGCGAUGCCAGGAUUCUCGACGCAUAACCUGGAUGCGCCUGCGCCUGAGACAUCCGCCACUGAUAAAUUCGGGAAUGUCCGACCGAGUUGGUACGACGAGAGUAGAGAGGAAUUUAAAUUGUGCCGUUAUCCAGAUCUUUUGAGGGAUAUUAAACGUGCUGAUAUCGAACUUCAGGAUAUAAUAAAAGACGGGAUGCUAUUGGUCAACUAUGAAACUGUGGAUAACCUGAGACAGUUUUUGAAGAACGCGUUAGAGUAUCUCCUUUUGAAAGCUCUAAAAUUUUGCCAAACGGAAAAUGUGGAACUUCACUUGUGGAAUAUUCUCUACCACAAUAUUAUCGAGAUUACAAGGAAAGCAAUUACAAACGAGCCGGAAAGCAAACCACAGUACAAGGCUUUCUUACUGUAUCUGAUAGAUGAAGGUACCAAAUACUAUGAGCGGCUCGUAGGUCUCUUGGAAGACAAGUUCCAAUUCAAAGUAGCAAACUUCAUCGGUAACAACAGUAUGGUACAACACAAGGGUUUGGGAUUAGUCGGCCUCGCUCUUAUUUCGGCCCAGAAAAUUUUCAUGUUUUUGGGUGAUCUAGGUCGAUACAAAGAGCAAGUAAACGAGACCAUGAACUUUGGGAAAUCGAGACAAUGGUAUAUCAAGUCGCACGAAAUCAAUCCCAAGAAUGGGAAACCUUACCUCCAAUUGGCAGUUUUGGCAGUUCGUUCAAGACGUAAACUGGAUGCCGUCUACUAUUACAUGAGGAGUCUUAUGGCCUCAAAUCCAGUACCAUCAGCUCGUGAGAGUCUGAUAUUUCUGUUGGACGAAAAUAGGAAAAAGUAUCUUCAUCAAAUAUGUUACUUGCAAGGCGAAAAGAAACGCCAUGAAGAGCGAAUGGAACGACAGAGGCAGUAUAUGAAACAGAAAGAAUCGGAGGAGAGCGGCCAACCGAAUUUUCUUCGUAAGGAGACCUGGAUUUAUCCACACGGUGGAAGGCGGCUGCACAGAACGACGAAAGCGCUUCAAGAAGACGUCAUUGAAUCCGACGAGGAGGAUUUGGCGUCACUUAGUAGCGUAGAUGUUAACAAGAGGUUCGUGAUAAGCUACCUACACGUCCAUGGGAAGCUUAUAAUGAAGACCGAUGUGGAAGAUUUUCAAGAUGGCGCCACGCAGAUGCUGAAAGAGUUUCGAGCGCUUCUUCAGCAUUCGCCUGUGCCACUACCUUGCAACAGAUUCCUUCAGUUGUUCGCUUUGAACAUGUAUGCCAUAGAAACCACGCAGCUGAAAGAUCCCCAAUUAGACGGUUACCGAUCUGAAUUGCAAGAGCGUGCUCUUAUAGUGUCCCUACAAAUGUUUAACCUUAUCCUGGAACGAUGCGUUUCCAUCCUUCAGGAGCACUUUGCCAACAUCAAAAAACAAGGCGACACCGGCUAUACUCUAGAUUCGCUGCCCUAUGAUGUCAGCAUACUCUUGCCGGCCAUCAAGAUCUGGUGCGAUUGGAUGCUGUGCCAUACGCCUGUUUGGAAUCCGCCACCCAGCACGCAAGAUUUCAAAGUCGGGCAUUCAGGGGAUCUUUGGAAUCGCCUUGGAGUAUUAAUGAACUUGCUGGAGAAAAUGGAUCCGGAUUCGAGUGACAUUUUUGUCAACGAAGCCCGAGAAAAUUACGAAGCAGUCCGUUUGCCCGAAGACGCGGUGCUUUGCGGGUUUACUCCCUUAAUGUUCAACGAAAGAGAGACAACAUUCGCGUCGAAAUCUCUGGAUCCGGAACUCGCGCAGUUGCGGCUGCGCAUCUCAAAAUUGCUGUUCUUCGGCACCGUCUACCUUUGCGGUCUGGAACCACCCGUUUUAAAGUUGGAAAUCGAAGACGGGAGGAGGGAUUACGUUUCGGUAGUGCGAUGCGACAGAGGAAGAGAUUCGUCUCCCGACGAUGGGUCUUUGACCCCCAGUAACGACGACGUGCUGCUGGAGACCUUUAGCGGGGACGAGGAUGCGGGCAAUGGCGAAGUAAUUGGCGACGCAGACGCCGAGGUCGGUGACCCGGUCGGCGGUAGCGUCUCUCAGACCUGCGACGCGCCGUCGUCCGAAAUUCGGGACCUGCUAACCCGAAAGGUCGAGUUGGAAAAGCGGAAACGUAUCCAGGAAUUGCACCGACAGAGAGUCAUGAAAAUCUUGAGCCAAUCCGUGGUGAGCGUCCAUUUGGAGGUUAGACCGAAAUAUCUAGUGCCAGACACCAACUGCUUCAUAGACCACUUGGACAGUAUACAAACCAUCGCUCAAUCGCACACUUAUACGGUGAUGGUACCGAUUAUUGUUCUCAGCGAGUUGGAAGGUCUAAGCAAAGGCGGAGUAGCGGCACCGAGUCAUGUAAACUUCAGAGUCGCCCUCAACCCCGAACACGUUCGCCGGGUCGCCCAGUCGGCCCGUGCCGCCUUAGAAUUUUUCAAAAAGCGCCACGCGUCAGUUAAGUGCGUCACGACGCGCGGCACCGUUCUGCCAUCUACAACAUUUUCCGCCGAAGACGACACCUCCUUGGACGGAUCCUUAACUAAUGACGACAAAAUAUUGACCACGUGUUUGGGGUUGUGCAAGGGGCAUCACCACCAAGAGGGAGAAGAUGAACUAGCCAAUGGCGAACCCAGACACAUUGUCAGAGAAGUAGUGCUGCUGACGGAGGACCGUAACCUGCGCGUGAAAGCGUACGCCCGUGACGUACCGGUUAGGGAAUUGCCUGAUUUUAUGCAGUGGGCGGGCCUGGGAUGAACCUAACGAUAUCAGACCUAGUUUGUUCAGCGAUCUGUCUCUUUUGAAGAAAACUAUCGGGAAGCUUGGAACUGGGGUUUCAGUUGAAUACUGUGAAUAUAGAACGACACCGACGAGUUUACAAAAUGGGUUCAUACUUGGGCAAGCAGCGUCGUCAACCAUUGACGGUCCGCUUUAUUUGCAAUUUAUCACAUUUUUUAAUUAUAUAUUUUUAUUAAUUUUACAUUUCGGGUUGUGAUUGCCAUUCCUUGAAACCCGUUUAGUAGUUUAUUCGUUUAUUUAAGAAUUGUACAAAAAUAAUAAUAUUGUGUGUUAUAAAGCGAUGCGUAAAGUUUUAAAAAUUAACUCGGAUCAAUUAAUAUAAUUAUUACUGUGUUCUUAUUUUUAACUUGACUAUUUAGGCGUGUAAUUCAUGACUGAAAACGUUUUGAAAAAAAAAUUAGAAAAUUGUAGGGUAGCUAAUACGUUUACUAACCGUCAUUUGUCGAAGUUUUUGUAAUAUUUUGAAAAAAAGUCACGUGUCAGAUUCACUCGUUCAUCAAGGAAUGUUUACAAGUUAAAUGAGUGUGCUUAAAUUCACCGAUAAAUAGUAUUCGGAACUAAAUUUGCUGUUAUGUGACUGUUUUAUACACAAAAUAAAACACAUCGCGAUAACGAUUAACCAGAAUUGUUAUUUUUGAGACUUUACGUUCACCACCAGUGCCGUGCCGUGCCAUUUUAAUAAUAUGUCGCAAUUUUAUCUUAUUAUACACCACGCAGUAGUUGAGCCGAGGGUCGUGGGUUGGCCCGUAACGGUUAAAAUAUCAAAAAAUUUCCCCUUGGCUCCCACAUUGUUUCGCCAUUUUCCUACUAUCGAUAAGUUUUAUUUUUUAGCGUUUUAUUAGGUUUACAAAUGUACUUAUUUUAUGGCGCCUUUUUUUUAAGUGUAGAUCCAUCAGUUUUUCGACAAAGGAUUUGUUUUAUAUAAAAUAGUUAUUUAGUUUGAUUCCACUUAGAAUUUAUUAGGAUUAGACUAUGAUUCAAGUGCAACCUUUUUGCUCAGGAAGUCUUAACGAAUAAAGAGAUG